Cheilinus undulatus (humphead wrasse) is the source of this 1310-nucleotide messenger RNA. It is a transcript of the gene psmf1, whose product is annotated as proteasome inhibitor subunit 1. Gene Ontology annotation, biological process: proteasome-mediated ubiquitin-dependent protein catabolic process. Gene Ontology annotation, molecular function: proteasome binding; endopeptidase inhibitor activity. NCBI's taxonomy places the organism in Eukaryota, Metazoa, Chordata, Actinopteri, Labriformes, Labridae. The record is from RefSeq and is a predicted model, not a curated record. Bases 91 to 915 code for a protein of 274 amino acids. The transcript is spliced from 7 exons.
UGAAGUGACGUCGUUCCGCCUCGGACUUUCGUUUUCAUUUCUCGGGUUGAUUCGCUACUUGAUGUUUUUGUGAUCGUUAAAUCAGUAAACAUGGCGGGGUUGGAGGUGUUAUACACCUGUGUCGGUGGCAGUGUCACGUGUCCACAGGACGCCGUGGUGUGUUUGGUCCACUGGGAGAUGAUAAAGAGCGGGUACAGGUGCAUCGGCUCUGGAGACGAGGCUCGUAGCGGCGAUAAGAAGUCAGAGCUGCUGCCUGCAGACUGGAGCAGUAACAAAGAGCUGUACAGUCUGAGAUAUAAACCCAAAGACGGGGACAACCAGCUGCUGCUCAAAGCCAUCACUGUUGACUCGACCCUGAUCUUCAACCUGAUGAACUCCGGCACACAGCAAGUCUCAGACCUGACAGUGAACAUCAGCGAUCACAUCAACACUGAACAGCUGCAGAACUUUGAAAGUGUGUUUAAGGAUGCUGACAGUUUGUCAGAGAAGGUGAGGACUCAGCUGCUGCCUCCUCAGGACCGGACAACCGGACCGAGGACGGAGAGGAGGAGUCAGAGGGAGGAGGAGGAGGAGAGGCGGAGAGAGGACGACAGCGACCCCCUCAGGAUCCCCAACAGACAUCCUCGACAUGGAACGCAGCCCAACUGGCCUGAUCCCAUGCACCCGUUUGCAGCAGGAGGAGCUGAUCUGGACCCGUUUGGGUCUCGCGGCGGUGGCGGGAUGAUUGUCGACCCGUUGAGGUCAGGUUAUCCUCGCUCUGGUUUUGACCCAUCCAGCGGUAUCCCAGACAUCCUACCCCCCGGAGCGGUUCCUCCCGGAGCUCGCUUUGACCCCUUCGGACCGGUGGGACGACACAGACCGGGGCCGGACAGAGACCACAUGCCCCCGCCCGGAUACGACGACAUGUUCAUGUAGUACCCAGCAGCCUCUUCAUUCUCUUCAUACCUCCUCAUUGUUCCAGUUCUGUCUGGUUAACUGACUACUUCAGUAUAAUACAGCCCUUUUCCCUGUUGUUUUUCUAUGAGGAAAGCUUGUUUUUGCAGUACUUCAUAUCAAUAACUCAUGAAGAAGCUCUCUUUAAUGUAAAACUGGUGUUCAAUACUCAUCACUGGAACGUAACCACAGAGAAAUCUGAUGUUUUCUUCCUGUCAGACUUCGGGUUCAUCCAGCUACAUCUUUAAGUUGUGAAUUUUAAGUUAGAAGAAGAAAUUAGAAAGGUUCUUUAGUUUUUGUUUGUAUUUUUGACCUUCAAAAUUUGGGUGAUAAAAUAUUUGGUGUCUGAUUCCUCUAAUAAAAACACCAGACUUUCA